Anoplopoma fimbria (sablefish) is the source of this 3453-nucleotide messenger RNA. It is a transcript of the gene c10h6orf62, whose product is annotated as chromosome 10 C6orf62 homolog. The transcript is spliced from 5 exons. The coding region runs from base 1536 to 2228 and encodes 230 amino acids. NCBI's taxonomy places the organism in Eukaryota, Metazoa, Chordata, Actinopteri, Perciformes, Anoplopomatidae. The record is from RefSeq and is a predicted model, not a curated record.
CUUGCGGUCACAUGUCAAAACACGUCACAUCUUUGUAGUUGACUGCGCAGCCAUUUUGGAGAGGCUGUCGUCGAGCUUGUGUGUGUUGUGUUGUGGUGUGUGUGUGUUGUGUGUGUAUAUAUACCAUUACCAGCUGCCUAAAAGAAACCACACAAAGAAACCAAACGGACAAACGUUGGACGACACGCCGUUAAAGAUGGGCCCGCCGGGAGACAGAACAAGAGACAUGUCGACGGAAAGAACGGAGGAGUUCAGCUGGAUGGUCGAUUUAUCUUGACAUGGCAUGCAGCAGGGCGAGUCGGAGGCUGUGACGACUGAAGAAAAGAAGAGAAAAAGAAAACAAGCGCAGCAGACACCUCCAAACUUCAGACUGGGGAAAAGGGGGGAGAUUGUGUUUGGCUUAUUUGCGCCACUCUGCGUCGACUGAUCGAGCCCCUUGCUGUGUUUUCGUCGAUUAAGUUUGUUGACUCGGGCCAACCCACACCGAGCUAGAAUGCCGAGCAGGAGCAGAAGCAGCUAGUCCGUCGCCCCUGCAGGUCUUGCGACUCUCACAGCACUGGCAGACACAUUGGACCUGUCGAGAAGAUGUAAACGCGUAGAAAGAUGACUGUACGCUAGCUAGCCGGACACACACGGGCCUCGAUUACGCCAGUCAGUCAGGAGAUAAGAUGUAGCUUCAUCGUCGGGUCACUACUAGUUAGUGUUGGAAGUGAAUGCCUAGAUUAGCUUGCUAGCUCACCUUAGCUAGUGUGCUAAAAAUACGCCCACAUCAUGACUACCAGCAGUGGCAGGCCGUGGGCCAAGUGAGUGGCAGUAAAAGUCAAGGAAAUGUCAAGGCACUUUGGCAGUAGUCUUCGAUGUUACCCGGUGCCAACAUCUCCUGGCAUCUGUAUUUACCUGCCAUGUUCGUCUGCGUCCCAAACCCGUCUUUAACACGCACAUAACGCUGCAUCUACAGAGACACAAACAUAGAACGAGAGCCAUGGAUGAGGGACUUUGAAAUGACCCAAAUAAUAGAGUAUUUGUCGUUUGCCAGUCUCUGUAGUCCUCAAAGAAAAAAUAAAAUGUAUAUCGCCGGUAUGGGUUUUUACAGUAGCAGCCAUUUCUGUUGAUUUCAGUAAAAUUCUCAGUCAAGACAAAUUUGAGUUGCUCUUUUCUUUAAAUCUCUGUUGAUCCCUUUUGUCGACGGCAGGUUGAAAAAAACAAAACGCUCAAUUGGCUUAAUAGUCAUGUCUUAAAAACAUGGAUUUCUGAACAAGUCAUAAGGAGAUGUAGUCUUAGCUUGUUGACCAAUCCCUUCCUAAACACUGCCCUUUUACAAAAAAAAUUAAAAUGACUUGAGUUUUGUUUUCGGAUUUGUUGAACUUCUCAGUUGGUAGUGGGUAUUUAAUAGAUCUAGCCUAGAGUCGUUUGAUGCGUUGUUUCUGCAAAGGGUAGCUACCUCCAUCCGUUAUCCAACGUAUAAAUACAGAAGUACAGAGUUUUGCCAAAAUAUUCUGCACAAGAGAAGUAGACACUACCAUCAAUAUCUAACCAUGGGGGACCCAACUUCACGAAGAAAUCAAACAAGAAAUCGACUACGAGCUCAACUUCGGAAGAAAAGGGAAUCUCUGGCUGAUCAGUUUGACUUCAAGAUUUAUAUAGCCUUCGUUUUCAAAGAAAAGAAGAAGAAGUCUGCACUUUUUGAGGUAGCUGAAGUGGUGCCCGUGAUGACCAACAACUAUGAAGAAAACAUCCUACGAGGUGUGCGAGAUUCCAGCUACUCUCUCGAGAGUUCAAUAGAACUCCUGCAAAAAGAUGUUGUGCAACUGCACGCCCCCCGAUACCAGUCAAUGCGAAGGGAUGUGAUAGGCUGCACACAGGAGAUGGACUUCAUCCUUUGGCCUCGCAACGAUAUUGAGAAGGUUGUCUGUCUACUGUUCUCCAGAUGGAAGGGGGCCGAUGAUGAACCCUUUAGGCCUGUUCAGGCCAAGUUCGAAUUUCAUCAUGGAGACUACGAGAAGCAGUGCUUGCAUGCUUUGGGUCGUAAAGACAAGGCUGGAAUGGUCAUGAACAACCCAACUCAGUCUGUAUUUCUCUUCAUGGAUAGACAGCACUUACAGACUCCUAAAACCAAGGCCACAGUGUUCAAGUUGUGCAGCCUCUGCCUAUACUUGCCCCAGGACCAGCUGACCUGCUGGGGUGUGGGAGACAUCGAGGAUCACCUCCGCCCAUACAUGCCUGAUUGAGGCUUCCUGCAUCACCCAGCCACACAGGAAAAAGCCCUUCCCCUCCCUCCUGCCUAAGCCUUCAGAAGCAAAUUGAUGUACUCAUCUCCACUCAUUUCCUUUAAAAAGAUUUGAACUCGUGCUUGGAUCUCUCCUUUUUUUUUUUUUUUUUGUUACCUACUCGUUUUCCCCUCCCUGACCUGAAGCUGGUUCAGUUCCCAUCCUUGUUUUUUUUUUUUUUUUAACUCAUGCUCCCAAUGUUUCCCCUCUUCUCUCUGCCAUUUCUGGAUUGGUUUCCCCGUUUUUUUUUUUUUUUUUCUUUUACUCCCUCUUCAUUCCCCCCCUACUCACUCAUACAUUUUUUUUGUUCAUUUGAACCUGCACGAACAUUGAUUUUGAGUGGUUGGUUGUUCUCUUGGAACCGCACUGUCAGCAGCACCGGUCAUUGAAGGAACUCUUUAUGUUGCAUCAAAAACAGGAACAAACAAUACACAGGUCUUCACGGUGGUUCUCAGAUGGACGUGUUUAAUAUCCUUGUUGUCAUAAGAAAAGGAUCGUUAAAGCUUGUUUGUAAUAUCAAUGGGGUUUCUAGAACAACUUUACACAAUCUUUUGACCAAGGACAGGUGUGAAUAGGUGUUUAAACACCUGUAUAAGCAAAGAAAACAAGAUGAACAAUAUUUGUCAAAUCAUAUGGUGUAGGUAUUGCUUCUUAAAAACCGCCUUAGUUUUUUUGCUGGACUUAAAAAAAAUGUUUUGGUGUCAUUUGCUUUCCUCUAAGACAUGCUAGGCAGGCCUUUGCUAAAAUCUUGAGUGGCUUGAGAGGCAUUGUACACAAAGUUGAGACGUGUUGGUUGGAUGUUGAAGGUCAUUGUCACCGUUCAAGCACCAUUCAUUUAAGCUACUGAAAUCUGUUUUAUGUUUUGUUUUAUUUGGGAUGUGGGGUGGUGAGAAACUGAAAUGGUGACAUACUUAAUGUUUAACUUGCCUAACAAAGUUGCUGAAGCUAACUGAUUUUUGUUUAAUUUGACCUACUAAAAUGAAAAUAAUUUGCUGCCAUGCUCAUCAAAUUAAAAUUGGGCUUGCUUUUGAAAGAAUAUGAAGUACAUAGUACAUUUAAUUUUGCUCCUUGUUGAUUCAGUGUGUUCAGUUGAAAGGGUUUUAGGCGUGUAACUUCUGGGUUUUUUUUCUGUUGAUUCUCAAAUCAAUACUGCUGAGCAUAUCCCAAUACAAUGCAAAUUCUGAAA